AUGGCAUAUAUAUUACCCAUUGAUGGGAAUUGGAAGAUUCUGCAACAAAAUUCACUAUUAAGUAAUUAUCAAAUUUUUUGGGAUAUUGAAUUGGGAGGUGGCCAUUUAGGUAGAGUAUUGUUAGGGAAAUGUAAACAUCAUUCUAAAUAUGUUGCAAUAAAGAUUACUACUAAAUGUUAUGCUAAAUACUCUGAGAAGGAAAUUUUAUUAUAUAUUCAACAGAACAAGGAUAAGUAUACUAGAAAUAUAAGCUAUAUGAAUGAAAUAUCUGAAAUAGAUAAAAAAGUGACUUCAUUAUUUCCAGAGAUAUAUAAUAUAUUUGAGGAUAAUUAUUAUAUAUAUAUUGUGAUGGAUCUUUUAUAUGGUGGAGAGCUGUAUCAUUUAUUAACCAGAGUAAAUCAAAAGCUUGAUGAGAAACUCGUUGCUCUAAUAUUCAGACAAAUCUGUGAGGCUGUUGAUUAUUUGCAUUCAAUAGGAGUAGUACAUGGUGAUCUUAAGCUUGAAAAUAUCAUGUUCGGCAAGCAGAAUAGGCUAGAUACAGUGAAAUUAGUUGAUUUCGGCAACUCAUUUAUAAUAAAGGGUCGGAACUUAAUCUCAGAGUAUAAUAAUACUAAUAUAAAGUCAAGAAGUGAUAAUCAAAUAGAUUCAGAUAGUACAUCUGAAUUUGUAUACAAUAAAUUCAUUGAUUUUUGGUGUUGCGGAAUUAUUUUAUAUAUUAUGUUGACAGGUGUAUAUCCAGACGGCUUAAAUAUUAUUGAUAAUUGUAAAGAUAUUUGCUUUGAACAUUAUGUUUCUAAUUCAAAGGAGUUAGAAGAUAAUAGCCUUCUUGUUAAAGAUUUAUUAAUUAGGCUAUUAUCGUUUAUUCACUGUAAGGAUAAUACCACAAUGAGUCAAAUACUUCAACACUCGUGGUUUAGUAUUGCAGAUGAGGCUGAUAUUUAUAAUGAAUUGGUCUUACCACAUUCAGAACUGAUACGUAAUAAAAUUUUGCCAUAA
Cryptosporidium muris RN66 is the source of this 996-nucleotide messenger RNA. RefSeq names its product protein kinase domain-containing protein. Gene Ontology annotation, molecular function: ATP binding; protein serine/threonine kinase activity. The coding region runs from base 1 to 996 and encodes 331 amino acids. Gene Ontology annotation, cellular component: cytoplasm; nucleus. The transcript has a single exon. The record is from RefSeq and is a predicted model, not a curated record. Gene Ontology annotation, biological process: protein phosphorylation; mitotic DNA damage checkpoint signaling. Lineage: Eukaryota; Apicomplexa; Conoidasida; Eucoccidiorida; Cryptosporidiidae.